GAGCAGGCACGCGGGGCCCUCCUGGCCGAGGAGAUCGACUGCACCGAGGAGGAGAUGCUGCUCUUUGCUGCCCUCCAGUACCAGAUAGAUGGGGCAGAGGGGGGGUGAUGGGGACCCCAAGGGCCCCCUUGAGCCCCAGGACCUGGACACAGCCCUGGACAAACUGGAGCUAAGCCUGGAGGGGCAAGGGACCACCAUGCUGCCAGAGGAGCUUGGAGCUGCCCCUGAGCUGGUGGAGGAGCUGGAGAUCUACAGGUCCUCCCGCUGGCCGUUCUGGGGGUCCCGACCUGCCCGGGCCGUGCUCUCGGGGUCAUCACUGUCACUCUGGAGCCUCCCGAGAUCGGGGGGGCCCCCACAGCAGCUCAACCUCCGUGGCUGUGAGGUGACCCCCGACAUGGAUUUGGGGGCGCAGAAAUUUUGCAUCAAACUGCGGGUGCCGACACCGGAGGGGAUGAGCGAGACCCUCCUGCGCUGCCGUGAU
Neopelma chrysocephalum (saffron-crested tyrant-manakin) is the source of this 481-nucleotide messenger RNA. Its product is annotated as fermitin family homolog 3-like. Gene Ontology annotation, cellular component: cell-substrate junction. Gene Ontology annotation, biological process: integrin-mediated signaling pathway; cell-matrix adhesion; leukocyte cell-cell adhesion. The annotation marks the transcript as partial. NCBI's taxonomy places the organism in Eukaryota, Metazoa, Chordata, Aves, Passeriformes, Pipridae. Gene Ontology annotation, molecular function: integrin binding. The transcript has 5 exons. The record is from RefSeq and is a predicted model, not a curated record.